Messenger RNA from Mucor mucedo, 767 nucleotides. RefSeq names its product eukaryotic cytochrome b561-domain-containing protein. The transcript is spliced from 2 exons. NCBI's taxonomy places the organism in Eukaryota, Fungi, Mucoromycota, Mucoromycetes, Mucorales, Mucoraceae. The record is from RefSeq and is a predicted model, not a curated record. Bases 43 to 720 code for a protein of 225 amino acids. Gene Ontology annotation, molecular function: transmembrane monodehydroascorbate reductase activity.
CUUUUACCUACAUUAAAAAAAUCCCCCCUCUAACUUAGGAAUAUGUCCAGUAAUGAUGAACAGAUUCCACUUCUUGUGGAUAAUAAUUUAAAUACAACUAUACGCAACGAUAGAUUGUCAAAAUGGAGUAUUAUUUCCGGUCUGGCCUUGUUUGUAUCCUUGGUUGGAUCUGUCCUUGUAAGACUCCCAUUCAAUUUGUUUACUUAUCACCCUUUGUUCAUGACACUGUUCAUCGUUCUUGUUACGGAAGGUGUUGCAUUAUUACAGCCCACUAGUACAGUAACAGAAAAGAAGGUCGGAUUGAAAUAUCAUGCAGCGAUCCAAACAAUUAGUUAUACUUCUGUUAUUACCGGCUUUUCUUUUAUAUUUUAUAACAAGAUGGUCUCUGGAAAGCCUCAUUUUGAAUCCGUCCAUGGCAAAUUGGGAUUAUUUGUUUUUAUCUAUCUCUUAAUUCAACUCGUAUUUGGUAUCACGGUUGCUUUUGUACCACGUAUCUAUGGUUCUGUCGCCAGGGCAAAGGGUUUAUGGAAACAUCAUCGUGUAUUUGGAUACGUUCUUUUGGUAUUAGUUUGGUUGACAGCCCAAUUGGGUGUUCGUGCCGACUACAUGUAUAAUAAUUUGUAUAGCCCUAAGCUCAUUUGGUUGCACUGGGUAUCAGUGUUCCUUAUUUUCGGUGGUAUCUACAGUCGGAUUCGGUUUAAUAAAUGGGGAUUUAAAUAAAUAGAAAAUAAAAUAUAAAUUUUUCAGGGCAUCCUUGAAUUACUUAA